Pomacea canaliculata is the source of this 1546-nucleotide messenger RNA. RefSeq lists its product as uncharacterized. Bases 208 to 753 code for a protein of 181 amino acids. The transcript is spliced from 4 exons. NCBI's taxonomy places the organism in Eukaryota, Metazoa, Mollusca, Gastropoda, Architaenioglossa, Ampullariidae. The record is from RefSeq and is a predicted model, not a curated record. Gene Ontology annotation, cellular component: membrane.
CGCAGUAUAAAUUAGGAAUGUUUAUUUGGGACACAAGGCCUUAAAAGCGGAACUCUAGUGCUACACGUUGGUCUUCCCGCUCAUCUCCAAUUUUUUCCUUCAUCUCACACAGACCGUGAGUGACCCAGGUCACAUCAGGACAGGUCAGGGCAGGCCUUGCUGUGGAUCCGUGGUGGAGACUGUGGACUUGUGACCUGACACACCAUCAUGCCUUUCAAUUCUCGCAGCAAAGUUUACAUUCUGGGAUAUGCAGGCAUUGUCCUGGCAACCGUCGUUGGUUCCAUUGGACUGGGCGCUCCGGGCUGGUUCAUCGCAAGUCCGCAGACAGGCGUUGAGGCGUUUGCGGGUCUGUGGCAAUUUUGUCUCCGCGGUCAAGGAGAGUUUGACUGUACUUACAUUGACUACACAUCAUUCGACAAUUACCAAAAGGCCACCCAGGCUAUGGCGUGUAUUGGGGUGGCCCUCCUGAUUGCGUCUACUCUGUACGGACUGUAUGUCAAUGCAGUAUCCACAAAUUCUCCAUCAUCACCUUACGUUGAGAUCCUUGCCUUGUUGGGCGGUGUGUGCCUUUUUAUCGGCUGCAUGGUGUGGGUAGGUUAUAAGUAUAAGCUUAACCCCGAUCCACCCGAUACAGAGGUCAGUUUGGGUUACGCCAUGAUAAUGGCUACUAUUGGCUCUGUCCUCGCUAUUCAGGCUUCUGUGUGUGUGGCAGUAGGAAGCCGGAGAAAUGGAUCCUACCAGCAAAUUCAAUAGCAUGUGAUUUUCCCUAUGUUGUUAUUCAGUAGUUAAUGACCAACAGAGGCGAGGUAAAGGCUCUCUGUAGGAGUAACGAUUGUAUGUUUGUUUUAUUUUGUGGUUUUGUUUGUGUUUUUAUAUUUAGGCUCAGCUUACAUUUGAGUCCGUAAAAAAUAGACAAAGUAACUUGAACUUUCAAGCUUUCUUUUUGUUUUCACUGCUGUUGAUUGUUAGACAAUAUCACAAAAAUAGGCUAAAAAGAAGUCUGCAAACUGUGCAAGCCUGUAAACCAGCAUGUCUGAGAAGGUAAUUGAAAGCUUCAUCAUAAACCUCUCACAUUUGUGAAUUCUCUGUUGCUAUGUAAAAUAUAUUAUUUAUCUUGAUAAAUUACAAUGAGCCUAUGUAUGUGUAUUUUGUUUUUGUUUGUUUCCUUUUUGAAAUAGCGGUAUAUUUAGUCUUUAAUUGAUAGAGAAGGUGGGUUUAGGCUUGACCGACCUAAACAGGCCUAGAUGGACAGGCUUAUUCAUCCAGCGAUCUGCCUAGUGACCUACAAUCAUCUGUAAUAAUCCGCAACAGUCUGCGAGUAGCCACAAGAAUCGGCUCCACCAUCUGCCCAGCGGCCUGCAAUCAUCUGCCCAGCUACCGGCUCAGCCAUCUGCGAUCAUCAACUCAGUCACCACUUCAAUCACCUCAGCUAUCCUCACGCGUUCAUUCGGUUUGACUAGUUAACACCACCAUUCAUCACAAGACACCAGUCCCCUGGUACAACAACCUGAUGGUUGAGAUCGUCGUGUCAGGAAGAAUCCAGACA